AUGGAGGCAGGCAGCGGGGCUGCCGCAGCAGUGGGGAGUGCAGCACUUGGACUGCUGGGAGCCACUGCUACGUCCAGUCAUGACAUUUUAGACAGGGCCCUGAGGUCUGGCCGCCACUUGGACGACGACGAUUUUGUGCCGGAGCUGGCUCACAUUCAUCCCCGAGACCGUCCUGACUGGGAAGAGACAAUCAGUGCCAUGGCGCGGAGUGCAGAGAUUCCCGAGCUCCGUGCCGAGCCCCUCAUGCGAUCAUGCAGCAGCAGCACGGCGAGCAUGAAGGUCAAAAAUGUCAAGAAGCUCAAUUUUACCAAGGGACACUUUCCCAAACUGGCAGAAUGUGCCCACUUCCACUAUGAAAAUGUGGACUUUGGCACGAUCCAGUUAUCCCUCGGGGAUGAACAGUGUGAAGUGACCCGCAACGGCUACGAAUCCAAAGAGUUGGUCUACCUUGUUCAUAUUUACUGCCAAGGUCGGAGCUGGAUUGUGAAGCGCAGCUAUGAGGAUUUCAGAGUCCUGGACAAACACUUGCAUCUGUGCAUCUACGAUCGCCGCUUCUCCCAACUUCCAGAGUUACCCCGUCUGGACAGUCUGACAGACCAGCCAGAAUCAGUUUCCCAGAUGUUGUUGGCUUACCUCUCCCGGCUCUCGGCCAUUGCCGACAACAAAAUCAACUGUGGGCCAGCGCUCACAUGGAUGGAGGUUGACAAUAAAGGAAACCAUCUAUUGGUCCAUGAAGAGUCGUCUAUCAACGUCCCAGCUAUAGCUGCUGCUCAUGUCAUCAAACGAUACAUCGCUCAGGCCUCUGAUGAGUUGUCUUUUGAGGUGGGCGACAUUGUGUCAGUGAUUGACAUGCCUCCUAAGGAAGACACCACAUGGUGGAGGGGCAAACAUGGAUUUCAGGUUGGCUUCUUUCCCAGCGAGUGUGUGGAGCUCAUAAAUGACAAAGUGCCACAAUCCAUGACCAACUCUGUGCCAAAACCAGCCAACCCCUGCUCUGGCCUGCAGCCUGCUUCUUGGAGUCUCUUCCCCCCGUACUUGGAGAUGGAGAGUGUUACACAGGGCAGUACAUGGGUGGCCGACCCGCUAAACCACUACAGCAUAAGUUCAGUGUCUAAGAAGCACGGAAAGCUGAUCACCUUCCUGCGCUCCUUCAUGAAGUCCAGACCCACCAAGCAGAAGCUGAAGCAGAGGGGCAUCCUGAGGGAGCGGGUGUUCGGCUGCGACCUCGGCGAGCACCUACUCAACUCAGGACACGAUGUUCCUCAAGUUCUCAAGAGCUGCACAGAGUUCAUUGAGAAACAUGGAGUGGUGGAUGGAAUGUACCGGCUCUCUGGAAUUGCUUCAAAUAUCCAGAAAUUGCGACACGAGUUUGACUCUGAACAGAUCCCCGACUUGACCAAAGACUUAUAUAUCCAGGACAUCCACUGCGUGGGUUCGCUGUGUAAGCUGUACUUCAGAGAGUUACCCAACCCCCUCCUCACCUACCAGCUGUACGAGAAAUUCUCUGAAGCUGUAUCAGCAGCAACUGAUGAGGAACGGCUAAUCAAGAUCCAUGAUGUCAUCCAGCAGCUUCCUCCACCGCAUUACAGAACCCUGGAGUUCUUGAUGAGACACCUUUCUCAACUGGCGACAUUCAGUUAUAUCACUAACAUGCAUAGCAAAAACUUGGCCAUUGUCUGGGCUCCAAAUCUUCUCAGGUCUAAACAAAUCGAAUCGGCCUGCUUCAGUGGCACCGCUGCUUUCAUGGAGGUCAGAAUACAGUCAGUGGUGGUUGAGUUCAUUCUUAACCAUGUGGAUGUUCUCUUCAGCCCCAAACUAAGCUCACUAAUACGAGAAGGGGCAGGACAUAAUUCGCUAUCACGCCCAAAGUCACUGCUUGUCUCUUCACCUUCCACUAAACUUCUGAGCCUUGAGGAGGCACAGGCCCGGACUCAAGCCCAGAUCAACUCCCCUGUUACAGAAGACAGCAAGUAUAUAGAGGUGGGCGAAGGUCCUGCCGCCCUGCAAGGAAAGUUCCAUACAGUCAUUGAGUUCCCAACCGAAAGGAAGAGGCCACCAAUUAAAACUAAAAAGUCACCGGUAGGGAGCUGGCGUUCCUUCUUCAACCUGGGCAAAUCAUCCUCAAUGACAAAGCGGAAGUUGCAUCGCAAUCCCAGUGAGCCUAAUGAGCUGAAGGCCAUGGCACUUGCAGGAGGAAGAGGUGAUACAGCCACUUUAAGAUCAGCAAAAAGUGAAGAAUCUUUGAGUUCCUUACACAAUGUUGAAGGGGAAUCCAAGGUGUAUCGUCCCAGGCGGCCGCGCUCCAGCAGUGAUGCCCUGUCGGCCUCCUUUAAUGGUGAGCUGCUGGACAGCCGGCAGCACUGCAACUCUUACGACAACCUGGAUGGAACAGAGGACAGUGACGGGGACGACGGGCCCAUCUGUGUGCCUGCCCUCAUCUCACCUCCACGCUCUGCUGGAGAGGACGUGGACCUCAGCCCUCCAGACAUCGGCAUGGCCUCCCUGGACUUUGACCCCAUGUCUUUCCAGUGCAGCAUGCCCGACACGUCCGGCACCUUCCCUUUAGAGGAGUCCCUUGUGGGGGCAGAGGCCUCCACACUGAAGAGGAGCAAAACUAACGUCGCUGAAGUGCUUUCUGCCUCCUUUCUGGAUAAUAUGAGCACUCCUGUUGUUGACGUCAGACCCAUUGCUGGAGAAAAACGUGAAAAUAAGAAGAUGACCAUCUCUUAUUCAUACAUGGACAAACCAACACAAGCGGUGUCACCAAUCAAAAGUGGAAAGAGUACAAGUGUGACAGGCUUAGCCACAGCUGACAUUUUCUCUGCUCCUGCACCUAAUAAAAGUGCAUCUGGACAUUGUGCCUCUUCACAGCCAUUACCCCCUCCAUCAUUGCCCAAAGACUCCUCUGUGAUGAUGGGCAGUGUGCUGCUAAGGCCAGCGGAGGCUUCGCUCACUGAAGCUUUCCAAAUGGAGCUGCAGUCCAAGCUCGCAGCCAUUGACAGUGAAGACAAGGGAGAUUUGAAGGGAGACAAUAAAGGGGUUGUAUCGUCUGACUCUUCAAGGGAGAUUCUCCAUCCUUCCCACUGCACUGCAGAUCCUGCUCCAGCCCCACUUCUUUCCCACAUGACCUUGGCUCUAUCUGAAUCUUUCCAACCAGUGUCAGUACAGUCGCCCUCAGAGCUCCUCACUCCAAUAACACCAAUGACACCUUCGCCACAGGAUUGUCCUGCUCUGAUUCAGCCAUUACAACCUGCUUCGGAGAUAGAACUUGAACAAAACGGCUCUCCACUGGCUAGCAACGCUGCUUUAACAUUAACCUCAGUCCCAUCAUUUGAGCCCUGUACAUCCACUCCUGUCAGAGAUGUGUCAGGGGCGAGAAGCAAUGUAACCGAGGCAUUUGGUAGAGCUGCAUCCUCCACCACACCACCCCAAAUGGACACCAGUCCCCCAGACACGCCUGUGUACAAGUGUGCGCCUCUGGUUCCUGACAUCUCCCCUCACAACAAAAGUCCAGAAAGGCUGCAGGCUUCUCAAGUUACCACAGCAUCCAGCACCACUCCAACGACGACACCCACUGGCAGCUUUACAGCAGUGCAACAGCCAACUGCUGACAUCAUGAAGAGUAACCCAGAACCUGUUCCACCACCAACACUUCCAAAGCCAGUAGAAGCUAGUGCCCGUGUGGUCCCCACAGCAGCAGAGCCUGUAGAGAAGCCCUGGGAGGCCAUUAAACCAGUUCAGCCUAGCACAGAGUCCCAUGCACCGAAACCUCCAGCUCCUCCAGUCCGCACCAUGGAGAGCAAACUAGCAACAGCUGCACUUAGCCAAAGCGAAGCUCCGUUUCAUGUUCCUGGUGAGGGCCAUCCAGAUGAGCUGGUGCCACGUCCUCCUCUUUCUCCACGUAAACCUUCCACUCACCAACCUCCCUACAUGUAUCGCACUAAAGCGGAACCACUACUAAUCGAGCUGCCUGGCUCUGCCUACUACCAGCAGAGGCCUGCUCCUAUUGGCCCUCAGUCCAUACCUCACCACUACCGAGCAGACAACAUGACACCUCACCCCUCCCAUGUGUCCAAGUCUGAGCCUCAGAUACCAUACAGUGCCCGACUGGACAAUAGAUACAGCACUUUAGGCCCCCGGUCCUACCACCACUCCAUAAAGUCCAGAGGAAACCCCAGAGGUGUGGCCCCAGGCCAUCAGGUUUACACCCAUGACCGCACCCAUGGAUAUGCCACCAUCCGCAGAGUUCACUCAAUGCACGUUCCAUCCACAAUCCGCUCUGUGCCCAUUCAGAGAACAGAGGUCCCUCCAGACGAUGAACUGUUCUUCUGUCAGCGCCCUGUGUACCCUUGUAAAGCCUAUCAUCCGCAACAGCAGCAGCCGCAGCAGCAGCAGUCGUCCUCGUCCCAAGCAGACUAUCAUGUCACACAGCUGCAGCCAUACUUUGAGAAUGGCCGUGUGCAGUACCGCUACAGUCCAUACUCCGGCUCAGGCCCUGUUGAUGCUCCCUUUUAUGAUAUCGACCCUUAUGGCACUAUUCGUGUGCGGCACUUCCACUCCCACAGAGAGCCAGGGCCAGGAUCAGGACGCCCAAGAGCAAAGACUACUGGUUACCACUACCUCUCCAAUCACAUUGGCCCACCUGCCAAAGAACACAGCUUUGUUAGCAGGGACAUUCCGCCAAGUCAUGGAGCAAAGGAGUCUGCCUAUCACACAUGGGACGCAGAGGAAUGUGAGCGCUACCGCAUACACUCCAUACGUCGAGAGAGCAGGGCGCGGCAGAAAAUCAAAGGCCCUGUACUGUCGCAGUACGACAACGUAGGCCUUGUCACCCCAUCGGACAUAUCGGGUUAUGAGACCCUUCACCUGCGCAGCAAGUCCGACCCAGGGAAGGCUGUGCUGGUUACAGCUGAGAGCAAAGAUGGACGCUAUGUUUCAAGACACGUCAUGUCAGAUCCUGAAGCACUCAUGUAUUUGGAGACUGAGAAACAAUUCCAUGGAAGCCAUGUAGGAGAAAGGUCUGAAGGGAUUGCCAAGCCAAGUGGUACCAAAAAAGUCCAAUCAUCUCAUUCGCUGUCUGCUGCUCUGAGCCACAGUGUUUCACAUCAACAGGAGAUCUCUCGUCACACAGACGACAAGCUGCAAGCAGAGAGGUCCAAAUACUGGCAGCAGGAGCAUUCCAACAAGAGGAGCCUACAGCCUCGCUACGACUGUCCUGAUCCAGACCACCUCCAGAACACAGGGAAAACUGUGAGCGGCUAUCACAGUUCAGAAGACCAGCCGCGAGAACAAGUGCCCCGCAAACCUGAGCGCUCACAUAGUGUUCGAGAACAGAACAGCCAGGGCAAGCCCGACCUGGACCGGGAGUAUGUAUAUCAGAAACUCGGGAUGAAGACUGCGCAAUCCCAUUAUGAUAACCUGGACGAUUAUCACCCAGCACCUCAGGUCCCUGCUCCAAAACGUGGGGCCCCCGGCUCCUACCCUCCUCCAGGCUUUACAGUGAACCUUAACAGAGCCUACUCCACAGCACUGGUAAAUAUCCAACACUGCCAUUCACUACACACUGCUAACGCUGCGGAAAAACAGCCAAAAAAACCCACGUGCUCCACUGUCGACAUGGCUCGUACCAAACAGACUGCCCGAAAGUCCACGGGAGGAAAGGCUCCUCGCAAACAGCUGGCCACGAAGGCGGCCAGGAAGAGCGCCCCCUCAACUGGUGGUGUGAAGAAGCCUCAUCGUUACAGGCCUGGUACUGUUGCUCUGAGAGAAAUCCGUCGGUACCAGAAGUCCACUGAGUUGCUGAUUCGUAAGCUGCCCUUCCAGCGUCUGGUCAGGGAGAUCGCUCAGGACUUCAAGACUGACCUGCGUUUCCAGAGCGCUGCCAUUGGCGCUUUGCAGGAGGCUAGUGAGGCAUACCUGGUGGGUCUCUUUGAGGACACCAACUUGUGUGCCAUCCACGCCAAGCGGGUCACCAUCAUGCCCAAAGACAUCCAGCUGGCUCGCCGUAUCCGUGGAGAGCGUGCCUAG
Knipowitschia caucasica is the source of this 6027-nucleotide messenger RNA. Lineage: Eukaryota; Metazoa; Chordata; Actinopteri; Gobiiformes; Gobiidae. The record is from the annotation of a GenBank genome assembly.